AUGACGACGGAAGCCGCGUUGGCUUUCCGGCAGAAGGCCCUGUUUCAGAUGGUUAUUGAGGCGGUUGAGAAGGAUGCGGGCGAAGAUCUUCCCGGCGAUGUUCAGCAGGGAGAUGCCGCGGUGAGUGUCGCAGACUUGGCGAUUCCCUUUGCGCUUGUAAUAACAGUUUUAUCUUUGAGCGCAGAAAUGACACCGUCCAAACAAAUUUAAUGCCUAGCCAAUGGGUAAAAUGCAGAAAUUGCAUAACAGUAAGGGUUUGUGUGAACGGUCAGAUGUACGGUGGAAUUUAGAAAUUGUGCUACGUAAACUACGCAAAGAUUUUCGCGACAGUCGGUGAUUUGUCCUUUCGCACGUACUACUUUUGAUAGUGCAACUUUUUUGGAAGAGUUGGUGAACUCCGAAAAAAAAUAUUGUAAAAGGCUCUUAAAGUUGAAAGUGGGGAAGCAUUCAGGUAACGCUCGCUUUAAAAAAUCUUCGAUAGAACAACCCCCCGUGAAGAAAUAUGUAACAGAAAUAUGACUUUUUCCCGAGAGUAGGAUAACAUCAUAGAAGCCAAUGGGCCGUUGAAAACGCAGCCUCUCCCUGGUGCACCUGCGGAUGCUAGGUGAGGCCUGGACAUUACAGCGUUCAGAACAGAAUUCAACUGAAUGGUGGCAGCGAGUACGACGGACGUGUUUUACAACCUGCGAGUCAACAUGACCACGAUCCUGUUGUCAGGGAGGUCGGUUAGGGAGGAAAGCGUGUAUUGAGAAGGACUCGAUUUGUGACUGAAGAAUGGGAAUUCCUGGUGAGAUACCAUCAAAAGCGAAACCACAUGCGGAGCAGAAAAUGCAAGCCCAACGGUCCUUUUUCAGUGUCACGGAGAAAACUGCUUGCGAACGAAAAAAAAAGUUACUUGUGCCAGCGAUAAGAUAAGGGCGGUCUUUUCGUAAAACUAUAUAGACUAUUUGGUGAUUUAACGAGGAUUGACUGGUUGAUCCAAUGAAAAUUUUCCUUCAAAACAAAGGAGAGGAAGCGAUUACAGGUGGGGGAGGCGACAGUGGGUUAAAACGAAGGAGAAACGAUAAGGUUGAAUAGACAACUGAGAGGGGUAAAGGUUAAAAUCCGAGGAAUAUUUGGACUACCGAUAAAAGAGAACAAGCGAGUUGCCGGGAAAGGUUCACAAGAAGAAGAAGAAGAAGAAAAGGAAAAAGAAGGCGCUACCAUUGUAACAAGAGGGUUAUUAGCUCGACGUUUCGGAUUCUCACUCGAACCCAUUUUUAGAGACGGUCGCAGAUAAAGAUAGUAGGGGCACAAAGACUGCAGUAUUUAUAGUACGUAGCUUCCGUGGGGCCACAUGCGUACUACAACUAGCAGCUCUUGCGAUCAGCGCCGGGGAUCGUAGUUGAGGCGAUGAUGGUUCGUCAGGCCGCGUGGAAGUCGUUAACUGCUGCAAUUUCCUCAUUCGUGUUAGACGUCAGCGUGAUGACCGCUUGUCAAGUUGACCAGCUUUCACUGGUGUGUCGGACAGAAGACUUCUCUGGUAAAGUGCCUUUGCACAUUCUCAGUUUUAGAACGAUCGAAUUGCUUUAAAAUUGACUUUUAUACUUUAUUUAGAAUAUGACAGUGCAACCCUUGAGUUCGAUGCUGUUACCGUUUGCUCAGCAGCAGUUUGAGAGGAAGGACGGUGACCUGCACGUUCGUUACUUUUACUGGCAGUAG
Messenger RNA from Spirometra erinaceieuropaei, 1701 nucleotides. The record is from the annotation of a GenBank genome assembly. Lineage: Eukaryota; Metazoa; Platyhelminthes; Cestoda; Diphyllobothriidea; Diphyllobothriidae.